AAACAACAUUGCAUUCUGGUUUUUUUUUCGUUUCAUCAUCAUAAAUCGAAACGACAGCUGAACAUUCUGUUUGAAAUCUUAUAUGUUUAUCUUUAACUGUGUGUAUUUGUUUGUAUGUGUGUGUGUGUUUAACACAGUGUUAUAUAAUUCAACUGGUCCAUAGUCAAAAUUUUGUCUAGAAUCUUAUAGAAAAUAAUCCUAAAUGAUAUUUGGCAUGAACAUACAGCCACCAAUAUUACCAUUACCAUCACCAUCAUCACAUCAUCAUCAUCAUCAUUUAUAUGCCGACGUAUUGACACAUCGAAGAUUAUUUUCAACAAAAUCAAACAGAAUGGCAUUGGCCAAUGUUACAACAUUAAGUGAUGAAGGCGUUGAAGGCGAAUCCGAUUCUGAACAACCAAUCAAUCAACAUUCACAAACAUCUCAACAACAUAACAAUCACAAUUAUAAUCAUCAUCAUCAUAAUCAUCAUCAAUCUCGUGAAUCAAAUAUCGGCAAAUCAUCAUAUAAAUCAACAACGAUGGAAGAUUUGACAUAUGUUUCACGACGGAAACGUUUUCGUAGUGAUGAAGAAUUUGAUGCUGAUGCAGAUGAUGAUGGUGAAGAUGAUGAUACAGAUGAUAUUGUUAAUGAUCAUGGUGGUGGUGGUGGUGGUAGUGGACACGAUGAUGAUGAUGAUAAUAAUAUCAUUGAUAAUACAAUAACAGGCAAUAAUAAUGGAAAUGAUUCAGUACAGGAUACUGAUAGUAAUGAAGGGGAUGAUGAAGAAGAAACAAAUGACAAUAUAAAUAAAAUAACAUCAGCCAAAUCAUCAUCAUCAUCAUCAACAACAUCAUCAAUAUCAUCAUCUCGUAAACGAUUUAAAUCAUCAUCAUCCUCAUCAAAAUCACAUAAUGGUCAUCUGUUAAGUGACGAUCUCAACAAAAAUCUAACGGACCAAAUACCUUCAAUACAAUAUAAUAAAUCUAGUAAUGCAAGUCAUCAUCCUCAUCAUCAUUCACAUUCACAUCAUCAUCAUCAUUCACAUCAUAAUCGUAAAAUGGGCAAUGGCAAUCUAUCAAGACGUAAUGAAAAUAAUAAAGAUCGUUUAAAUAAACGAUCAACAAUGGAUGAAGUUUUAAAACGUUUAAAUAAAGUGAAUAAUCAAAAUGAUUCGGAUGCUAAAUCAGUUAAAAGUGAUGAUGGUGGUGAUUCAGUGAUUGAUCAAAAACAACAACAACAACAACGUUUAUCACCAAUAAAUGGUGGUCCAACGACGAUAACCAAUACAAAUGUACAAUCUGCUUUAUCAAAAUCAUCAUUUACACAACAACAACAAGGUUCUGUGCCAAAUUUUCCAUUUGAUCUAAACAUGUUAUCCGGUUUAACAGCAACAAAUAAUGAAGGAAAUGUUAAUGUUAUUGAAGCUGAACAACAAUUAUCAUCAUUAAUUGAUCAAUUACAAAUGUUUCGUUCAAAAUUAGUUAGUCAACAACAACAUCAACAACCAUCGACAUCCGAAGAUGAAAUGGCUAAUAAUAGUAGUGGUGGCGGUGGUGAUAAUAAUAACAGUAAUCUAAAUAAUGAUAAACAAAAGGAACAACAGGCCAAUAUUUUAGAAACACAACAGCAAAAAAUUUCUGAUCUUCAGCAACGUAUCAAUAGUCAUUAUCUACAAUCGGCAGCAUCGUUACCGAACAUUUGUCAGGCAACAGCUGCUAUGGCAGCCGCUUCCGCAGCAGGAUUACCAUCAUCAGCGGCUGCUGCUCAAUUAAUGUUAUUCAAUCUAAAUGGUUUAUCACCAUUUAUUAAUAAUCCAUCAUUCCUAAAUGGAAAUUCAUUGGCAAAUUCAACAAAUCCAUUAGCUGCGGCUGCUUUAGCUGCUGCUGCUGCUGCUCAAGUAUCCAAUACUAAUGAAUCGGAAAAUCCAAUGUUUUCGAUGAAUCCAUCUUCUGUUCCAGUAUCCAGUAGUCCUCCAAUGACACGUACAAAUAUCAAUAAUAACAAAUUAUCCAAAGAAGAAGAAACAUCAACCAGUAAUGAAACAACAUCAACACCAUUGAACUUGAGUAAACCUAAAUCAUCAUCAUCAUCAAAUAAUGGAUCGAAUGAAACCUUCAUACAUGACAAACAUCAUCGAGGAUCAUUUGGUGGUGGAUCGGGCAAUAAUACUUCUUGUAGGCCAGUGAUUAGUUCACCAUCAUCCACAACAAAUUCAACGACACAUACACCAUCGUCACCGAUGUCAGCAUUUCCAUCACUACCUCAUACAGAUCAACAAUCAUUACAAGCUUUUAUAACUGGAAAUUAUUGGAAUGCUUUAGCACAAUUUUCAAGUCAUCAGCAACAACAACAACAAUCUUCAUCAUCAACUAAUCAAUCACAACAAAAUGCUCAAAUUAUGACAAAUCAAUCGAAUCUUUCAUCAUUACUUCCAUCAUCAUCAUUUGUUCAACAUUUACGUGAAAAAAAUCUUUUACCUGGUUUGCUUAAUCCAUCAACAUUUGGACAGCUUCCAGGAUUUUCACCAACAGGUUCAAUGGAAUCAAUGUUCAAUAAUCAAUUAAAUUGUUCAGUCAAUUCAGUAGCAAAUAGCCGUAACACUUCCAGUUCGUCUCCAAAUCCAUCGUCAAUUAAUGAUGCAAUUAAUCUUUAUCUUCCUGGUGCUCAAAACAAUACAGCAAAUCAAUCGGAAAAUUUUCAAUCUAAAGAUCAUCAUUCGUCAUCAAACACAAAUCGUCAUCAUCAUCAUCAUUCAAAUAAAAAAGAAUCAAACGAUCCGACAUUCAGUCCAAACAGUAUUCGUACAAAAGCAUCACAUUCAAAUAGUUCAAUGAAUAAUAAUUCAAAUAAAUCAAACGAAUCGAUUGUAACAUGUCAAAGUAAAUUACUUGGAGCCAAAAUUAUUCGACAAGUUAAAAAAGAUGGUGAAGGCAAACCACAUGUUAAACGACCAAUGAAUGCAUUUAUGGUUUGGGCAAAAGAUGAAAGAAGAAAAAUCCUAAAAGCAUGUCCUGAUAUGCAUAAUUCAAAUAUUUCAAAAAUUUUAGGUGCACGAUGGAAAGCAAUGACCAAUACAGAAAAACAACCAUAUUAUGAGGAACAAUCACGUCUUUCUAAAGUACAUAUGGAACAACAUCCCGAUUAUAGGUAUAGACCUAGACCAAAACGAACAUGUAUUGUUGAUGGUAAAAAACUUCGUAUUUCCGAGUAUAAACAAUUAAUGAAAAAUCGUCGAGCUGAAAUGCGUGGAAUAUGGUAUAAAGAUUCGAAUGAUAAUCAAGAAAUGGAUCCAAAUUUAAUGUCCGGGUUGGAAAAUGUUGAUUCAAGUGCAGUAGCAUCAGCAGCAGCAGCUGUAAUGCAUUCAAUAUUAAAUGAUUCUCAAAAUGUCAAUGCAUCACAAUUAUCUUUUCAAUCAGAUUCAUAUCAUUCAGAUGAUUCAAGCAAUAUGGGUAGAGAUGAAGAAUUUGAUUUAGAUUCUGAAUCUGAUCAUUCAAUUGAAUCAAAUCAAAUGGCUAAUGUUGAUGAUUAGAAAAAAAAAUAGAAAAUCAUUCUAUUAAUCGAUUCAAUUUAGUUGUUGUUGUUGUUGUUGUCAGAAAACAUAUCUUCAUCUCAUUACAAAGUGAACAAAACAACAAUAUCAUCAUCAUCAUUACUACUUUCCACUAAUUAUCAUCAAUUCAAUUCCAUUAUCGAUUCUAUCUCUUAUUCAACAUUUGCAAAUAACAAACAAAACAAAAUUAUCGUAUUGAUCAUCAUCAUUAUAUUAUAUAAUAUCAAAUGAGCUUAAAUUAGUACAAAAACAUCAUAAAUGUCAUGUUGGUUUAUCAAUUUUUCUUUCUUAAAAAAAUUAAUAAUCAAAACGAAACAACAAUUCAUCCAAACGAGCAUAAUCAUCGUCUAUCAUCGUUUACCCAUGCCAACUUAUCAUCAUCAUUUUUUUUUCAUUCACUUUGAUCGCUAUUUCACAAGAAAUGGAAAAAA
Molecule: messenger RNA, 3963 nt
Organism: Dermatophagoides pteronyssinus (European house dust mite)
Lineage: Eukaryota; Metazoa; Arthropoda; Arachnida; Sarcoptiformes; Pyroglyphidae
Biological process (GO): regulation of transcription by RNA polymerase II; cell fate commitment
Cellular component (GO): nucleus
Molecular function (GO): DNA-binding transcription factor activity, RNA polymerase II-specific; RNA polymerase II cis-regulatory region sequence-specific DNA binding
Source: RefSeq, a predicted model, not a curated record